Phyllostomus hastatus (greater spear-nosed bat) is the source of this 5343-nucleotide messenger RNA. RefSeq names its product DNA cross-link repair 1C (gene DCLRE1C). Gene Ontology annotation, molecular function: 5'-3' DNA exonuclease activity; damaged DNA binding. Gene Ontology annotation, biological process: protection from non-homologous end joining at telomere; interstrand cross-link repair; double-strand break repair via nonhomologous end joining. NCBI's taxonomy places the organism in Eukaryota, Metazoa, Chordata, Mammalia, Chiroptera, Phyllostomidae. The coding region runs from base 67 to 2139 and encodes 690 amino acids. The record is from RefSeq and is a predicted model, not a curated record. The transcript is spliced from 14 exons.
AGAGAAUUCCUCGGAUUCCGCGGCGGGCUUGGUGGGGAGGCUAAUCCGCCCGGGUUGACUGGCGCUAUGAGUUGCUUUCAGGGACAGAUGGCUGAGUAUCCAAACAUCUCCAUAGACCGCUUCGACAGAGAGAAUCUGAAGGCCCGUGCCUACUUCUUGUCCCACUGCCACAAGGAUCACAUGAAAGGAUUAAGAGCCCCAGCCAUGAAAAGAAGGUUGGAGUGCAGCUUGAAGGUUUACUUAUACUGUUCGCCCGUUACUAAAGAGUUGUUGUUAACUAGCCCGAAGUACAGAUUUUGGGAGACAAGAAUUAUAUCAAUUGAAAUUGAAACUCCUACCCAGAUAUCUUUAGUUGACGAAGCAUCGGGCGAGAAGGAAGAGAUUGUUGUGACUCUCUUACCAGCUGGUCAUUGCCCAGGAUCAGUUAUGUUUCUAUUUCAGGGCGACCAGGGAACUGUCUUAUACACGGGAGACUUCAGACUGGCCAAAGGAGAAGCUGCCCGGAUGGAGCUUCUGCACUAUGGGGGCAGAGUGAAAGACAUCCAAAGUGUGUACUUAGAUACUACUUUCUGCGAUCCAAAAUUUCAUCAAAUUCCUAGUCGGGGAGAGUGUCUGAGUGGAGUGGUGGAGCUGGUUCGGAGCUGGAUCACCCGGAGCCCGUACCACGUGGUGUGGCUGAACUGCAAAGCAGCUUACGGGUAUGAGUAUCUGUUCACCAACCUUAGUGAAGAAUUUGGACUCCAGGUUCAUGUGGAUAAGCUAGACAUGUUUCGAAACAUGCCUGACAUUCUUCAUCAUCUCACCACAGACCGCAGCACUCAGAUCCAUGCAUGUCGCCACCCAAAGGCAGAGGAAUAUUUUCAGUGGAAUAGGUUACCCUGUGGAAUUACUUCCAGAAAUAGGAUUCCACUCCACACAAUCAGCAUUAAGCCAUCCACAAUGUGGUUUGGAGAAAGAACCAGAAAAACGAAUGUAAUUGUGAGGACCGGAGAGAGUUCAUACAGAGCUUGUUUUUCUUUCCAUUCCUCCUACAGUGAGAUUAAAGAUUUCUUGAGCUACAUCUGUCCUGUGAAUGCAUAUCCAAAUGUCAUUCCAUUGGGCACAACUAUGGAUAAAGUUAUAGAAAUCUUAAAGCCUUUAUGCCGUUCUUCCCAAAGCACUGAGCCAAAGUAUAAACCACUUGGAAAACUGAAGAGAGCUAGAACAAUUCACCUAGACUCUGAGGAGGAGGAGGAAGAUGAACAUGACCUCUUUGAUGAUCCUCUGCCAGUACCUUUAAGGCACAAAGUUCCAAACCAGCGAACUCUUCACCCUAAGGUAUUUCAAAUGACUGCAGUAUCACAAAGCCAGCCUGAAAAACUAGGACAAAGCACAGGAUGCAACAGGGCAGAGAGCAUGCAAACCUCUCUUUGGGCAAACUUUAUAGACUGUGAAGAAUCCAACAGUGAAAGUGAGGAAGAAUCACAAAUCCCAGCAUCAUCUCAAGGAGAUCCGUGUCCUGUUACACAUCACCAACAAAAGGUAGAUGCAGAAGUACCACAGUGGGAAGUCUUCUUUAAAAGAAAUGAUGAGAUCACAGAUGAUGGUUUGGAAAACUUCCUUUCCUCCACAGAGGGAGGGGGCUCUCAGUCGCCAAAGCUUUUCAGUGACUCUGAUGGGGAGUCAACUCACAUCUCCUCUCAGAACUCCUCCCAGUCCACACACAUCUCAGAACAAGGAAGUCAAGGCUGGGACAGCCAACCUGACACUGUUUUGUUAUCUUUCCAAGAGAGAAACAGUGGGGACAUGACUUCCUUGAACAAAGGUGGCUAUAAACCAAGAAUCAAAGAGAAUCUUCCUGCCUCUCAGAUGGAACAAAGUGUACUUUGCCUAAAGGACUCUUCCUCUGAAGAUGUAACCACAGUUCCUAGUGUUGGAGAACCAACUACUGUAAGCGGUGGGAAACACAUACCUCAGGAAAGAAGGCUGCCAGCUCUCAGCACCAAUGCAGACUCACAGAGCUCCUCUGAUUUUGAAAUUCCCUCAACUCCAGAAGCUGAGCUACCUAAACGAGAGCAUUUACAGUAUUUGUAUGAGAAGCUGGCAGCAGGUGAGAGUAUAGUGCUUGACAAGAGAAAAAGCUCACUUAUAGAUACUUAAGAAUUCAUUCCAGAGCUGUGACUAAAGAAACCUAUACAAAGAGGUAACAGUCGAAAUCUUAAUAGAUAAAUUAAAAUGCUUAUAUAACCUAAAAGAAAGGAGGGGAAAAAACAAAAAAUGAAUACGAUACGGUAGGACUAAAUCCAAAUAGAUCAAUAAUUACAUUAAGUGAAAAUAGUCUAAACACACCAAUGAAAAGAUAGUCUGGAAAAAUAAAACAUAACCCAACUACAUGCUGUCAGUAACCAACUCACUUCACGUGAUAUAGGUUGGUUAAAAGUAAAAGGAUGGGAAAUAUACCAUGACAGCUGGUAUGGCAAUAAAAGGUGCAGUUCACUAAGAAGGUAUGAUUUUAAAUGUGUAUGUACUUAACAGCAGCUUCAAAAUACAGAGACACACCUCAGAGAGAUUGCAGACUGGGUUCUAGAUCACUGGCACAAAGCAAAACCACAAUAAAGCAGGUCACAUGAAAUUUUUGGUUUCCCAGUGCACAUAAAUGUUUACAAUAUACUACAGUCUAUUAAGUGUGCAUAGCAUUAUGUCUAAAAACCCCAGCAUGCUUUGAUUUAAAAAUACUUUGCUAAAAAAUGCUAACCAUCACCUCAGCCUUCAGCAAGUUGUAGCCCUUUGCUGGUGGAGGGUCUUGCCUUGAUGUUGAUGAGAACACGCUAUCUGUGAAGCGCAAUAAAAUGAAAUAUGCCUGUACAAAGUGCAAACAACUAAGAGGAGAAACUAAUGUACGAUUAUAGUUGUGACUUUAACAUUCCUCUCACAGUAACAAUUAGUUUACAGGAAGUCAGCAAGACCAUCUACCAAAGGGAUCUCAUUGAUUCUCUAUCCAACAACAAAAUACAUGCUUUUCAAGAGGACAUAGGGCAUUCACCAAGAUAGAUCAUAUACUAGGUCAUAAAAUAGUUCAAACUGAAAGAAUAAAAACUUGGACCUAUUACUGUAAACUAAUGGCUUUGGGAAAAACCAGCCCCCUACUUAACUCAAGAGAUGUUACACAACUUACGAAUGUUGGUGUGAAUACAAUGGCAAAAUUAAAACUACAAAAAUUAGGACAUAAAGGAAAAUAAUUAAAUGGCCAAAGUAUACACGUGUUCUGUGAGUCAUUCAACUUUCCUGAAGUCCACCAAUAGGAUAUGCUUUUGCACAGUAUGUAUGUGGAUUUAAUAAAGUUUUAUUAACACAUUAACAAGCACUUUAGUAUCCUGAUGUUUUGUAAAUUAAUGUAGCAAAAGCAAAGAUUUCUCUUAAAACUAGUCCAAGUAGUCUCUAGAAACAAUGUCCAUCAAUUCAACUAACACGAUAUACGUUAUCACUGUGCUGCAAGGUAAUUAGACCAACAGUAAGUAAUGGAUCCACAAGACUAAUUAGGGAACAAGACUUACAGUUAGUGGGAGAGGAAGAUAAAAGGGGCACUCAGAGGAAGCAAAGCCAAGAGGACCAGGAAGCCAGUCCUCACUUUUCCAGAAGGGAAUAUUCCAUUCCCAAAUGUUGGAGGCAGAUUUGCCCCUGUCCAUUUACAUGAGGAAAAACUAGACAGUGGCACCUUGACUUCACAUUCAACCAAGAAACUGACACAAGAGGAGGGAUGAGAGGAAGAAACUGUCAUCGUUAUUAUGGGAUAGGGUUGAGACGAAGGACCUGGUCAUUUCUGACUGGUCUUUAAGGACAUGUUGGGUCACAAUUUUAGGGAAGUAUCAACCCUAAAUUACUAAACAGUAAGUUUUAUCAACAUCUACACCAAUGGGAAUGGUCUGAGCACAGUACCUGGAGCAAAGGAGUAUAAGGAAGGACACAAGGAGUUUUAUGGGAAUGCUGGCCCCUUUUUUCCUAGAGCAGCUGCUGCUCUGAGCUUUGGAUGAAAUACAGUCUACAGACUUAGUGUACGGGGCAGGAUUAGAGUUGUAGUCAUUCCAUUUUGCCCAUCUCCCCUUUGAGUACUACUUCAUGAAUUCCAAGUGAAUAUAAAGACUCUAGAGAGAACCAGUGAGGAUUGUAAAUCAUUCAUUUGUUGAGUAUCUGGUAACAACUACAACAGGCCCAUUACAGAAACCCAGAGGCUUCAUAUUUUAUUUAUAGCUCUAAAAAUUAGUUAUAGUUCAUUAUCAUAAAUCAUGUAAUCAAAUAUAUAUUUGUAUAUACUGACACUUAAGAUUUCAUCUUAAUAGUAUAGCUUAUGAUCUAAGGGAGGGGGUGGUGUUCAAAACAUGCCUAUAAACAUUCUUCUGAAUAUAUUCUUAGCAUUUUAUGAUCACACUAUUAAUUUAAUACUACAUACUGCCACAUUUUCAUCAUUAUAUAAGAAUCUAGCAUAAUAAAUGCUGGCUGAAUGACUUUAAGGGCUAAGAACACUAGAAUGGACUUAGGUCACAAAAGAUGUUUAAGUAAGUACAGUGUCAUACAGUUGACCCUUGAACAUGAGUUUGAACUUAUCCAUGGACCCCCAAGUUCAAACUUGUAUUGUUCAAGGGUCAAUUGUAUAAACCUGUACUGGUUAAAGUACAGGUACUUUAUAAACCUAUACUUGAAGUACAGAAUAAUUAUAGCUAAUGCUUAAUAUGGUGCUUACUCUGCGAUAAUGCUUAAUUCUUUUACAUACUGUAUAUUAACUCCUUUAAUCCUCACAGCACCCUUUGAGGUAGAUAUAUUUGUUAUCCCCAUUCACAGAUAAGGAGGCUAAGGCACAGAGAGGUUGGUUCACAGCUAGUAGAGGGUGAAGCCAGGAAUCCAAUACAGACGACUCAGGCCCCAGAGUCCAUGCAUGCUCUUCAUCACCAUGCAAUAAGGCCUAUCAAGAAGAGCUUAAGAGUGGGCAGGAUUAAUUACAGUGGCUACUUGAUUUUUACUUGAACUAUAAAGUAUAAAAUGGAAGGAAAAAAGUUUCAAACUGCCAUGAUAUAUGAGAGAAGAAACUCAGUAGCUACCCACAUUUGCCUUAGAGAAGAAUCCAAGGCUUAGAAGUUUGUUUAAACUAACAGUAGAAAUUGGUUUUUAAAAACUGCCCAAAGUUGGUUAAAUUCAUUAAGCACAGGCAUAGUUUAUUGCCUCUUAGCUGCAUGAUCUUGUUACCUAACCAGUUGCAACCUGCUUCCUCAGGUUUACUAUAGGGAUGACGGUACCUACUUCAUAGAUUUACAAGAAGCACAUGAUUAUAUAUAAAGGCCUAAGAUUUGCUCAGGAAUAUUAGCUCUAAUU